UCCUUUCUGUUGCAGCGACAUUGAGCAGCAAUGUGUUAACUACUUGUUCAGCGUGCUGCUGCUGACAAUGGCUGCUCACCCGACAGGUGACCUCACAAGUGCCUUGGAGUUCCCCUCUCUUCAGACCUAUGCGUUGAGCUGUGGCUGCUGUGCCAGUGCCUUGCUGGGCUUUAUGCUGCUUUUAACGACAUUCAAACUCAAAAGUGGAUUGUCGCUCCAGCACUUUGCACUGUGGAUUUUUUUGUCCAAGAUUACUGCCAUGUUCGUUGCACCUCUUAUUUUCUACAUGGACAUGAACACUGCAUCUUAUAUUUGUGUGGCCGUCAGUCAUGUGAGCGAAGCUGUGCUGGUGUAUUCCGAGAGAGAAGCGCAGUAAUACCAAAAAAAAAAGACAACUCAACAUAUUGCACUCCCUAAACAAAUGUACUAAAUAUGUAUUUUCAUUUUUUUUUUUUUUUUACUUCAGAAACAGUUAUUUAAUAUGCUACAGACCAAAUAAAAUGUUUACAUGGGGUUUAUUUUGCAGUUUUACUUAUUCCAAAUGAUACAAGUUAUGAAUUAGCAAGCAGACAACUUAAUUCACUGAAGUUUUAUUUUGUCAGCAUGUCU
Molecule: messenger RNA, 609 nt
Organism: Entelurus aequoreus (snake pipefish)
Lineage: Eukaryota; Metazoa; Chordata; Actinopteri; Syngnathiformes; Syngnathidae
Product: transmembrane protein 241-like
Exons: 6
Coding region: 68-376 (102 amino acids)
Source: RefSeq, a predicted model, not a curated record